AUGCUCGAAGAUGACUUCAAUGUCAGAAUAAAUGUCAAUGAAUUAUUUGCAGAGAAGGCCACAAUCUGAAUUCCUGCCAUAUUCUGAGUAAUGCAGGCAAUCGAACAAUGUACUUUUGGUGUUGAGCGUAUCCUGGAAUUUCUCCAGACAGAAGACAAUCGCAACAGUCGGAGACAACUUUUACUCUCUUGUUCAAGACUAACAAGGUGAUUUUCCUUGAUAAUCUGUGCCGCAAAAGACGAUCCCCAAGAUAUCUUCUACCAAAAAGAGCCAAAUGCAGAUAUAAAGAGACUCUGUGCACGUUAUGAAGUAAUUGAACCUGAAGAUCGUAUUGAACAUUUUCUAAAAAUUUACCAAGCUUCAGAUUACAUAAAAUACAUGUACUCCAUAAUACCUAAAGGACUUGGCUACGACAACAGGAUAAUACAGGGCAUUGCCUUGCUAUCAUGGGCUGCUUUCUACAAGAUAUUCACUGCUGACAGCUUGCUAGAAGGAGAGCUUUGUUGUAACUGUAUCAGUGAUGACAAGUUCAAAGAAGCUAUAACCUUUUGCCAAUCAAAGGAGAUGAAUGAACAGUUAGUCGAUAUCCCUGGAACUGUUGAAGUCAAUCAACUGAUUCACUUCUCCCAAGGUAUCGAGGAAGAACUCACUCUAGAAAAUCUUAACUGUACAGAUUCGAUUAUCAAAGAGUUUGAAGCAGCUGAGUUUUCAACUAAAUUUGAAAGAGAACUUAGUGAAACUUCAAGUCAGGCUUCUCUAGACUUAGAGCAUAUUGGUCACCACAUGAGAGAGUUCCCUUUCACCAAUGAUGAUGCCACCUUUGAUUCGAAUGAGCACAUCAAGAUGAGGAUUGUGACAGCUAAAGACUGGGGUCGAGUUGAUUGGAACACCUGAAAUUUAAUCGAUAAAUCACUUGAACCAAUCGAAGUAGACAAUUUUAUUAUCGAUAUACAUGGAGGUUCAUUUAACUGAGGAUCAUCAGCCAAACAGUUUCAAUAUACAAAGUAUAUGGCUAUGAAUACUAACUCGGUUGUUUUCUCUAUUGAUUAUCGUCUUGCUCCACUCGCUAAAUUCCCUACAAAUAUUAGUGACUGCUUGCAAGGCUAUCUCUGGGUUAUCCAUUAUGCUGAGACAUAUUUACAGCUGAAAGCAAAAUCUAUUAUCUUGGAAGGGGAUUCAGCUGGAGGAAAUUUAGCUACAGCUUUAACCCAAAUUCUGAUCCAAAAGGGAUUGAAAGUUCCAGACAAACUUCUGUUACCCUACCCUUGCCUUGCCCCUGGCAAAAGAGGGUUUAGUCCAUCUCUUCUCCUAUCCUUGGAUGGGCUAGAGCUGAAUUUUCAGAACAUCACUCCUUGAGUAGAUUUAUACCUUCCAGCUGAAGACUUUGAUGAAGGAAUACCACAAAUUUGCUGAAACAACACUCAUAAGAACAUUUUAGACAAAUUCCCAAAAACCUUGAUGAUCCUACUCGGCAUGGACUGACUACGAGACGAGUCUAUCAGGUUUGCCAGCAAGCUAGAGAAAGCUGGAGUGGAUGUAAGCGUUGUUGAGUACAAAGACUGUCUCCAUGGACUUUUUUAUCAAACACUUUUCCCAUUCGAACUACCUGCAGCUACUCAGGCACUUGACCGUGCAUGUCAGUUUAUCAAUGAGUAA
Messenger RNA from Moneuplotes crassus, 1656 nucleotides. Lineage: Eukaryota; Ciliophora; Spirotrichea; Euplotida; Euplotidae. The record is from the annotation of a GenBank genome assembly.